AUGCUGGACGGCUACUGGGGGUGGUAUAAGAACACGCACGCGUUACGUAUCUUUCCUUUAUGCGUUACUUAUCAUUCAUUUACUUUACGUCACCCUUUCCUUUAUGUGUUACGUAUCAUUCAUUUACUUUACAUCUACGCUGGACGGCUACUGGGGGUGGAAGUAUAUGAAAAAAAAUCACCAAAAGUUACGAGAUCGGCCCAGUCAAUGAUGACAGAUAUAGGAUUGGGAGCCACUUGUCUUUGCAAGCAGGACCAUGACAGCUACACCUUCAUGCAGAUCCCCAACAUAUAUGGAUAUGGAUACAUCAUCGUUGAUGAUGACGAGACAGGGACUGGUGGAACUUGUCCCACGUACUUAUCAGCCACAAACUCGUGUACAACGUACCUGACGAGUCUUGAGUCAUCGGCUCGGCUUAAUGGAAGUGAAAAGCAUGUCACAGAGGCUUAUACAAUGGAAGUGAAAGCAUGUCACAGACUCGUUGACAACAUAUCAGCCAGAGUUUGA
This is a messenger RNA of Sphenostylis stenocarpa, 507 nucleotides long. The record is from the annotation of a GenBank genome assembly. NCBI's taxonomy places the organism in Eukaryota, Viridiplantae, Streptophyta, Magnoliopsida, Fabales, Fabaceae.